CUUUUUGAAUAUUCUGUGACUUGAAAAGAAUGUUAUAUUUGCAAAUGGAAUGAAUUUGCAGUUUUUUCCACCCAAGGAGGUCUGUGUCCUUGAACAUAAAAUACAAAUAACCCCUGUGCUGUUAAUUAUUGGCAAAUCAUCCCACUUGCAACCUAAGGAAAUGAAGUUACAGGUAUAAUAACAAAAGUUACUAGUUAACAGACACUGGUUGAGAAGGGUAUAAAAGAAUUUCAAUGUGAUUGUUCCAUAUUCUGCUCCCACCAUUGCCAACAAGAAAGUGACCAGCAACCAUGAAGUGGGUGGUAGCAAUUUUUCUAAUUUUUGUACCAAAUUUUACUGACUCUAGAACACUGCAUAAAAAUGCAUAUGGAGUAGCUUCACUAUUGAAUUCUUCCAUAUGUUCUUCAGAGAUGAAUUUAGUUGACCUAGCUACCACAUUCUUUGCCCAGUUUGUUCAAGAGGCCACUUAUCAGGAAGUAAACAAAAUGGCAAAAGACACACUGACAGUGACUGAGAAGCCUGCUGGCAAUGAGCAGCAUGCUGGGUGCUCAGAAAACCAGCUAUCUGCUUUUCUGGAAGAAAUUUGCCAUGAGAAAGAAAUUUGUGAAAAGUAUGGACUUUCAGACUGCUGCAGCCAAAGAGAGGAGGAAAGACAUAACUGCUUACUAGCACGCAAAAAGGCUGCUCCAGCAUCCAUUCCACCCUUCCAGUUUCCAGAACCUGUCACGAGUUGUAAAGCAUAUGAAGAAAACCGGGAGAUGUUCAUGAACCAAUACAUCUAUGAGAUAGCAAGAAGGCACCCUUUCCUAUAUGCACCUACAGUUCUUUUUUUGGCUUCUCGCUAUGACAAAAUAAUUCCUCUCUGCUGCAAAGCUGAAAAUGCUACUGAAUGCUUCCAAACAAAGGGAGCAUCUAUUACAAAACAAUUAGGAGAAAGCAGCUCGUUAAAUCAGCAUGUUUGUGCACUAAUGAGAAGUUUUGGGCUCCGGAACGUCCAAGCCAUAAUUUUUACUAAAAUGAGUCAAAAGUUUCCCAGAGCAAAUUUUACUGAAAUUCAGAAGAUGACCCUGGACUCGGCCCACAUACACGAGGAAUGCUGCAGAGGAAGCGUGCUCGAGUGUCUGCAUGAUGGGGUGAAGAUUAUGUCCUACAUAUGUUCUCAGCAAGAUGCUCUGUCGAGCAAAAUAGCAGAAUGCUGUAAAUUGCCCACACUCGAGCUUGCUCACUGCAUAAUUCAAGCAGAAAAUGAUGACAAACCCGAGGGCUUAUCUCCAAAUAUAAACAGGUUUUUAGGAGAUAGAGAUUUCAACCAGUUUUCUUCAUUGGAAAAAGAUAUCUUCUUGGCAAGUUUUACUUAUGAAUAUGCAAGAAGACAUCCUGAGCUUGCCGUCCCAGUCGUUCUAAGGGUGGUUAAAGGAUACCAGGAAUUAUCUGAGAAGUGCUCCCAGUCUGAAAACCGUCUUGAAUGCCAGGAUAAAGGGGAAGAAGAAUUAGAGAAAUACAUCCAGGAGAGCCAGGCACUGGCAAAGCGAAGCUGUGGCCUCUUCCAGAAAUUAGGAGAAUAUUACUUACAAAAUGCGUUUCUUGUUGCUUACACGAAGAAAGCCCCUCAGCUGACCACACCGGAGCUGAUCGCCAUCACCAGGAAAAUGGCUGCCACAGGAGCCACCUGCUGCCAUCUCAGUGAGGACAAGCAAUUGGCCUGUGGUGAGAACGCAGCUGACCUUAUUAUUGGACAGUUAUGUAUCAGGCAUGAGGAGACCCCUGUAAACCCUGGUGUUGGCCACUGCUGUAAUUCUUCAUAUGCCAACAGGAGGCCAUGCUUCAGCAACUUGCUGGUGGAUGAAACAUAUGUCCCUCCGGCAUUCUCUGCUGCCAAGUUCCUCUUCCAUAAGGAUCUGUGCCAAGCUCAGGGCGUAGCGCUGCAAUCCAUGAAGCAAGAGUUUCUCAUUAACCUUGUGAAGCAAAAGCUACAGAUAACAGAAGAACAACUUGAGGCAGUCAUUGCAGAUUUCUCUGGCCUGUUGGAGACAUGCUGCCAAGGCCAGGAGCAGGAAGUCUGCUUGGCAGAAGAGGGUCCAAAACUGAUUUCAAAAACCCGUGCUGCCCUGGGAGUUUAAACUACUUCAGGAGGAAGAGAAGAAACCAAAAUGACUCUUGAUUGUUGAGUUGGAAAUUUUCCUUUAAUUACAACUGACUUAGUACUUUCUAGUAAAUUGAUAAAAUGAUGUUUUUUAUGUGACAUUUCCCCAUUAUAGAAAUAAAGAAUCUACAAAUAUCUCCUUU
Messenger RNA from Loxodonta africana (African savanna elephant), 2286 nucleotides. It is a transcript of the gene AFP, whose product is annotated as alpha fetoprotein. The transcript is spliced from 15 exons. Bases 291 to 2120 code for a protein of 609 amino acids. Lineage: Eukaryota; Metazoa; Chordata; Mammalia; Proboscidea; Elephantidae. Gene Ontology annotation, cellular component: blood microparticle; cytoplasm. The record is from RefSeq and is a predicted model, not a curated record. Gene Ontology annotation, biological process: transport.